This is a messenger RNA of Carica papaya (papaya), 1488 nucleotides long. Its product is annotated as plant viral-response family protein (DUF716). Lineage: Eukaryota; Viridiplantae; Streptophyta; Magnoliopsida; Brassicales; Caricaceae. The record is from RefSeq and is a predicted model, not a curated record.
AAACCUUUGGGCCCUACAAUUUAAACUCCGCCUGCAGGCACGGCGGCUUCCACCGCCAUCCGCGAUGCAAAAAAAAAAAAAAAGAAAACCUGAAUAAAGCAGAAAAAAAACAAAGAAAAUACAACUGAAAACGGAAGCACUUGUGACAUUCAAAAGGUCAACGACAGCAACAAGAGGACUACCCUACCUGUCUUCCCUGAAGAUCUAUAUGCAGAAAGAAGCUAAAUAAAUUUUGACUGAGGGGUUAACUCAAGGAUGGGGUUUUACGGUUACAUCGUAGCAGGCGGUUGUUUCAUUCUGAUCGGUGCAUGGGAAUCUCUAGCCUCUUCGAACUCGAAUCCUAAUACUAGCCCUUCUUCACCUGUCGAUGAAACCGGGAGUGCGAUUACUUCAGCCGAUAAAUCCAAAAUGUCUUCUUCAUCUUUAACAUUCAUCGCGAUCUCUGUAGUUUCUUUUCUGUUUAUACUAAAUUCUCUCUUGUCCUUGUUUGACGCGCUUAAUUCCCGUGAUCGGGUCGGCUCGGUUCUCCAAUUGCAAGUACUCGUCAUCGCGCUUCUGUUUCUGUUUUAUGCUGUCUUGGGAUUUUUUGUUAAUUUCAAGACAUCCUUUCAUUUGCCUUGUUCGCUUCUCAACCUGAUUGCUCUCUUCGGCUUUCUUGAAGAGUUCGUGUUGUUUUACAUGCAGAGGAAGGACCCAAGCGGGAUCGAGAAUCGUUACUUCGAUCUCCUACUCGUGCCCGUCACCAUCUGUGUGUUCUCUACGAUUCUUGAAUUUAAAUUGCCAACAUCAAAUUACCCAAGAUUGGCACGUGGGUCUGCGUUGAUUUUGCAAGGGACGUGGUUUUUGCAAAUGGGUGUUUCGUUUUACACGAAUUGGAUGGUUCAAGGGUGCUCUUUGCACCAGAAGAGUAGAGGGAAUUUCACUGUGAAGUGUAAAGGGCACCCUGAAUACCACAGGGGAAGAGGGAUCGCUACACUUCAGUUCAACUGCCACCUUGCUUUGCUUGUGGUUCUGACAGUGGGGUUGUACUCAAUAAUGGCAAGAAAGUACGGGGAUGGCAGUGACUUUUCGCGGUAUAGGCCGCUAGGUGCAGAAAUGCGCCAGAUGGAGAAUAUGGGUAACUUCACCUUGGAUUCUGAUGAGGAUGAUGGGAUUAGAGACGAAGAUAAUGCGGCAAAGGAGGGAGCUAUUGUUGAAACGGGCGUGAAUGGUUUUGGUUCCCAUAAGUGAGUCCUCUGAGUGGCAAAAGGUUAUCCGACUUAGACAAUAAAUGGUUAUGGAAAAUGGGGAUGUCAUUGUCUCCUUUGCUGUAAAUUUGUGAAAAUGGAGAUGUCAUUUUCUCCUUUGUUUUAUACUUGUAAUCCAAUGCACGGAAACGAAGAGAAGUUGUAAAAGGUGGGAUGUGGUGAUAUUCACCUUUUCUAAAAGCUUCCUAAUGGAGGAAAAAGUGGGUAAGGCUUGUGUAGGAGGUGAUGCCAUGUGAAACAA